AUGCCUUGCUUCCUUCCCUCCAUUUCUCCUUUGCCUCCUCAGCUGAAAAAGCGCAGCCAGCCACACUCCACGAUCCUCGUCUCCUUCCACACCAGCAUCGAUCAUGCAGAACCAGAACUGCGGCUGCGGCAAAAGGCUAUAAACCACGGCUCCCCUCGCAAGCGCACCGUCGGCAUGGGCAACGUUGUCUCGGGCGUGCAGAUCCGGCGGCGGCUUCCUGCGGUGGAGGAGCGCCUCACGCGGCCGCGCCGCCUCGUCCGGGAGCUUCCCGACCUCGACGCCGGCCGCCUGCAUCGCCUCAUCCGCAGUGGCGACCUCGCGCCGUGCUUCGACCCAGCCGAGGACGCCGGCGACGGCCAAGCGGAGGAAUGCCCAAUUUGCUUCUACUUCUAUCCGAGUCUGAAUAGAUCCAAGUGCUGCGGCAAAGGGAUCUGCACUGAAUGCUUCUUACAGCUGAUGCCGUCCAAGACUUCUAACGCUGUCCACUGCCCUUUCUGCAAAAUCAAGUUUUACGCAAUUGAAUACCGAGGCGCUCACACAACAAGUGAGAAGAAAACUAAACAAGAGGGAGAACAAAACGUCAAUGAGACUAAAUUGAAAGAACACUCGAAAUCUCGGAUUGCCGGCGAAAAUAUUCAUCCUUAGAAUUAGCAAGCCCAAUUUUACACUGCUGCAAGCUUACUAACCUUAUUGGUAUUUUUUUCUUUCCUGGGAAAGCAUCCAUGAUUGCCAUGACUCAUAGUACUAACAGAAUUAUUUGGAUAUCAUUUCGUUCAGAAAAGAAUCUGUUCAACUUGAGUGGC
Messenger RNA from Setaria italica (foxtail millet), 803 nucleotides. Its product is annotated as protein SIP5. Lineage: Eukaryota; Viridiplantae; Streptophyta; Magnoliopsida; Poales; Poaceae. The transcript has 5 exons. Bases 1 to 645 code for a protein of 214 amino acids. Gene Ontology annotation, cellular component: cytoplasm. The record is from RefSeq and is a predicted model, not a curated record.